This is a messenger RNA of Phycomyces blakesleeanus NRRL 1555(-), 737 nucleotides long. RefSeq lists its product as hypothetical. Gene Ontology annotation, cellular component: cytoplasmic exosome (RNase complex); nucleolus; nuclear exosome (RNase complex). Gene Ontology annotation, biological process: nuclear mRNA surveillance; poly(A)-dependent snoRNA 3'-end processing; U4 snRNA 3'-end processing. The transcript has 5 exons. Lineage: Eukaryota; Fungi; Mucoromycota; Mucoromycetes; Mucorales; Phycomycetaceae. The coding region runs from base 45 to 737 and encodes 230 amino acids. The record is from RefSeq and is a predicted model, not a curated record.
CUCAUACAAAAAUAUACUUAAAACCAUCGCUAUUCUCUCUUGCCAUGGUUCGCCCCGAUCGUCGUACUGAAAACACUCAGCUGCGUGCAUUUGCAGCAUCACAAAACGUUCUCAACAGAGCUGACGGAUCAGCCAAAUUCGACUUUGGCAAUACCUCUGUUCUCGUAUCAGUUGUAGGCCCAGUAGAAGUUCAAUUACGCGACGAAAAACUCGAUGAAGCUACAGUUGAAGUAGUAGUUAGACCAGCAGUUGGAUACCCCUCUACAAAAGAAAAGUUGAUGGAAUCUAUGCUUCAAUCCGCAUUCGAACCUGUCAUUAUGGGUGGAAUCAUGCCCCGCACAUUGUUGCAGAUCGUCGUUCAGAUCGUCAAGGAUGAUGGAGCGGUACUAGCAGCAGCUGUAAAUGCUGUAACAUUGGGAUUGUUGGAUGCAGGAAUUCCAAUGAAGUACAUGGCAUCUGCUCUGACAUGUAUGAUCCACAAGGACAGCCAUGACCUUGUUUUGGAUCCUACUGCCGACGAAUUGGAAAACGCAUUAUCUGUUCACACAUUCGCAUUCGAAAACCUCCACAACACCCCUCAUGUAUUGUUAUCAGACUCAACUGGUCGAUUCAGUGAAGAAGAAUAUUUUACUAGCCAUGAUGUAUGCUUUGAGGCAGUAGAUAAAGUACAAGGAUUUUUGCGGACGGCCGUAAUUAGCAAAAAAGAAAAAGAGCAACAGCAAACAAUUGGUCAAUAA